AUGGAACACAAAGAUAUUUGCAAUCAUAGUUGCCAUGUCACCAGCAUCAAUAAAUCUGUUUGUCAAACUUUAUCCGAAAUGGAUUGGGAAAGAGGAAUUUGGAAUGCAGCGUAUUCUGGAGACAGAGAGAGAGUAGUCCAAUUGAUACAAAAGAGUAGAAAUGUUGUGGAUACUGUAAAUGCCUUAGAUAAUGCUGGCUAUUCUGCAUUACACUAUGCAGCAAGAAAUGGUCAUGUUGAAGUCUGUCAAAUUCUUAUUAAGAAAGGGGCUUCAUUAAAUGUACAAACUAAAAGUGGAAAAGCUACCCCGUUACAUAAGGCUGUUGCAACAGGCAAAAAUUCCACAGUCAAGUUCCUCAUAGAAUCUGGUGCAAAACUCGACAUAUUGGAUGAUGAUGGAAAAAGCUUGCUUCAUAAAGCUGUUGAAUAUAAUCACAUGGAUUUAGUUGAUAUUUUGAUUAAGGCAUGUCCUGCUCUUGAAAGUAUCAAAAACAACAAGGGAUUAUUGCCAUCAGAAUAUAAUUGA
Leptosia nina is the source of this 525-nucleotide messenger RNA. NCBI's taxonomy places the organism in Eukaryota, Metazoa, Arthropoda, Insecta, Lepidoptera, Pieridae. The record is from the annotation of a GenBank genome assembly.